This is a messenger RNA of Mangifera indica (mango), 1557 nucleotides long. Its product is annotated as disease resistance protein RPM1-like. The coding region runs from base 1 to 1557 and encodes 518 amino acids. NCBI's taxonomy places the organism in Eukaryota, Viridiplantae, Streptophyta, Magnoliopsida, Sapindales, Anacardiaceae. The transcript is spliced from 3 exons. The record is from RefSeq and is a predicted model, not a curated record.
AUGGCAGAGGCUGCAGUCAACUCUGUAAUACGAACGUUGAGUGGCUUGCUUCUCCAAGAAAUCCAGUUGUUGGGUAGUGUGAAACAAGGAAUUGAAAAUAUCACGCGUGAACUAGAGAGCAUCAAAUCUUUACUUAAGGAUGCUGAUAAGAGAGCUGCACAAGAAGAAGAAGAAGAAGGAGCUGGGAGCAAUGAAGGUGUCAAAACUUGGGUGAAACAAUUGAAGGAAGAAGCUUUCCAGAUUGAAGAUGUCAUGGAUAUGUAUACAAUGAAGGUGGCAAGACUUUCUUGUGGCAAAGAAGGCUACGAAAUUACAUUUGGAAAAUUAACUGGCUUUUGGAUGGUUGAAGGCUUUUUCCAAUGUAACAACCACCUUCCAUGUGAAUAUGCUGUAGAAGAGUACUUGAAAGAGCUUAUUGAUAGAAGCAAAUUGCCAGAGUCUUUCAUGAUUACGCUUGUUCGUAAGUUCAAGCUUUUAAAGAUACUUGAACUUGAAGAUGCCCCUAUAAAUUCUCUUCCUGAUGGAGUGGGAAAGCUUUUCCAUUUGCACUAUUUAAGUUUGAAAAAUACCAAUGUGAAAGAACUUCCCAAAUCCAUGGGCAUGCUUCUCAACUUAGAGACUUUGGAUUUGAAGUGGACUCCUCUGUUUGAGUUUUUGGUUGAGAUUAAGCAUCUAAAAAAAUUGCAGAAUUUGAUAUUUCGACGAUUGGACUUCAAAGGUCCUUCCCUAGAUGCAGUUAAAAUCCAAGUAGGUUUUGGCACUUUAAGGCGGUUGCAAAGGCUACUUAGUGUGCACAUAAAUUCUGAAGCACUGAAUGAGCUUAUGAUGCUGACACAAUUGAGAAGGUUGAGCAUUAAUCUUACACCUAGAGAUGUAAAGAAUUUGUUUGGUAUCGUUAAGAAUAUGAAAAACCUUGAACGGUUGAGUGUAUUAAGGUUGACAAGUGGAGAAGAGAUUGUUGACUCAGAAUCCGUGGAUUCUCCUCCUCAAUGUCUUGAGCAGUUGGAUUUGGCUAUGUAUAUCAAGAAGGUAUCAGUUUGGAUUUGUAAACUUGAAAAUCUAGUCAGAUUACAAUUGAAAUUGGUUGGAUCAACCAAUGAUUCCAUGAGAGUACUUCAAGCUCUACCUAAUUUGUUGGUGUUUAUUCUCAUUGUGAGAGAUUGUGAUGAAGAAUUGCAUUUAAUAGAAAGCUGGUUCCCAAAGCUCCAACAAUUGCGUCUCCAUAACUUCACAAAAUUGAAAUGGAUGAUAAUAGAGAAAGGUGCAAUGCCUAGUCUUACAGAGCUGUUGAUUGGACCAUCCCCAUCGUUGAAGGAGAUUUCAAUUGGAAUUGAGCAUCUUAGAAACCUGAAGAUACUUAUGUUUCAUAUAAUGUUGAAGGAUGUUUUUUACAUGAUAAAAAAUGACAACUGGGAGAAACUCACUAAUCACAUUCCACAAAUACAUGCCAGUUUUAGACAGACAAUUAAGAAAUAUAAUUUUUUCACAAGUACGUAUCUAUCUUCUCUUUCAGCUGAAGAUUUUGAGAAGCUUCUUAAAGAUAUUGAGUAUAAGUAA